CGCGCGCGAACCACUGCAGACCGCACCGAGCCAGCCUAGCCGAGAUGGCGUCGGCCGCGUCGCCCACGCCGCCGUGGGUCAUCCUGGGCAGCGUGCCGCGGGUGCUCUCGGCCUCCGCCGCCGCCGCAGCCCUCUCGUCGGGCCCGGGCGCCGCCGACUUCUCCCUCGCGCUGCCGCCGCCCCCCCGCAUGGCGCUCCUCACCAUCCCGCCGCGCAUCUUCCCGUCGCGCCCCACCCGCGCCAGCUACCCCUGCGUCGUCGCCGCCGACUCCUCCGCGGGCCUCCUACUCCUCCACGCCGACCAGGGCCACGCCACUGGCCCAACCGUCAUCGACAAGCCCGGCCACCAGCAGUUCGGCUGGCUCCCGUUCGUCGUGAGCUACUUUGUGCUCCACGCCGCCACCGCCUCCGCCCUGCCCCUCCCCACCCCCGAGCUCGUCUCCUUCAAGGGCGACCUCGGCCUCGUCGCCUACCCCGACGACGCGGGCUACGUGGUCGCCGAGCUCCAGCCCGUCUUCGGCAGCGACAAGGCCGUGCUCCUCCGCUUCUCGUCGCAGGUCGGGGAGUGGGUCAGCAAGAGCGUCACCUACCCGCUUCUGGCCCGCCUGCACAACCACGACGGCGUCGUCUCCUGCUACGGGAGGCUCUGGUGGGUCGACCUCUCCUGGAGCCUCGUCACCUGCGACCCCUUCGCCGACGACCCCGUGCUCACUCGUGUCAAGCUCCCGGAGGGCACGGCGCUCAAGUACAGGGUAGCCUGGGGGCUGCUCGACAAGCACCGCUGCGUUGGCGUCAGCGCCGGCAAGCUGCGGUUCGUCGACAUGUACCGCAACCGCAACAGCAACGGGGCAGCACAAAUCAGCGUCUGGACGCUCGCCGACUAUCCGCCGUACUCCACCGAGUGGAUGCUGGAGUGCGAGGCCACCUUCGCGGAGAUCUGCAACGACGCCACCUACAGAGAGGUUUUUAGCGUGGAACGACCGAAACACAGCAGGCUCAGCGAACAGCAGACCAUCAGGCAUCGGCCCAACAGGCCCAGUCGAUCCAUCUAACGCCCUAGCCCAGGUCGUGGACAACGCAACGCACGCACACAGUUCCUAGCUUGGGCUGUGGCGGGGGCGGCAGGAUCUGGUCGUGCGCUGAGGCUGUUUUUACUAAGUAAUUGUGUAUAUUUGCGUGUACCUGAGUUGUCAGGCCACAUGUUUAUUCUGAAUUUGUAAUUGUACACAGAUGGAAAACAUGCAGGAGUACAGUAUAUUUUGAUGAUUUCUUCUCUUUGUAAAGUGUAGCUUGUGUUAUACUUUGUAUUGUA
Molecule: messenger RNA, 1312 nt
Organism: Aegilops tauschii subsp. strangulata
Lineage: Eukaryota; Viridiplantae; Streptophyta; Magnoliopsida; Poales; Poaceae
Source: RefSeq, a predicted model, not a curated record